UGCGAAUUAUUCGGUGCUGGGAGCAGGAUGUGGAGCGGACUGCUGCCCACGGGGGUGACGGAGAGCGACCUGUCCGAGGAGGAGGAGGAGGCGGCCCCGGGGCCGAGCGAGGCCUCAGCUGGGGUGUCCGAGAGCAGCGUCACGAAAUUCCUGGCUCUUCAGAAGAGGUGCUCCGAGCUUCAGGUGGAGUCCAGGAAGAAGAGGCGGAGACGCAGGAAAGGAAAGCAGCGACCUCCGGAGGAACGGAAGAAUAAUGAAAGCCCUGCACCUGGAACGCCCCCCGCUCCCGCUCUGGAGACCCUCCAGAAAUAUUUUGGAGUCAAUGAUCAUCUUGAGCCUCCUGUGUGCAUGAAGAUCAUGAAAAAGUCACGACUGGAGACGAAUUUGGAUGAAGCCCUCAAGAAGGGAGACAUUAAAGAUGCGGAAGAGCUGAGCGACCGCCUGGCUACCCGAGAGAUUGCAGUGAAGAUCACAAAGGCGGCCGCUUAUCACAGACACAUGAAAGCCAGAGAGGAGCCACAGUCUUCCCGGGACGCUGCCAGCAAGACGAGGCCUCCGGCCUGGGGAUUUGAGGCCAAGAAAAGAUGGGAAACGAAAAGUAACAUGGGCUACAUGUGACGGGAGCCACCGACGCGGAUGUACGUGUGGCGGGAGCCACUGACGCGGAUGUACGUGUGACGGGAGCCACUGACGCGGAUGUACGUGUGACGGGAGCCACUGACGCGGAUGUACGUGUGACGGGAGCCACUGACGCGGAUGUACGUGUGACGGGAGCCACUGACGCGGAUGUACGUGUGACGGGAGCCACUGACGCGGAUGUACGUGUGACGGGAGCCACUGACGCGGAUGUACGUGUGACGGGAGCCACUGACGCGGAUGUACGUGUGACGGGAGCCACUGACGUGGAUGUACGUGUGACGGAGCCAGUCAUGACAAUGUAUCUGUCACCAGAGAUGGUAACAUGGAUGUACGUGUAAAGGAGCCGGUAACACAGAUAUAGAGGAGCUCAGCCGCGUCCUGCGGCUUCGCUGUAGCCUGUAUACGAACAUGAACGGGCCACAUCCAACAUGUUUUAUAGAAUGUCUGCUCCUUGGCGGAUGUGCUCUGAGCUCAGGCCGUAAGAUAGCCCACCUGAGAUGAUGGGGGUGAUUGUGCAGCUUUCACUCAGAAGUUUGUGUGAUAGCUGACACCAGUGAACAAUGGCUGCUCUCCUGUGUGUUGUCCGCUAAUAAACCUCUAAAUGACUCA
Bufo gargarizans (Asiatic toad) is the source of this 1248-nucleotide messenger RNA. It is a transcript of the gene FAM204A, whose product is annotated as family with sequence similarity 204 member A. Bases 28 to 618 code for a protein of 196 amino acids. The record is from RefSeq and is a predicted model, not a curated record. The transcript has 7 exons. Lineage: Eukaryota; Metazoa; Chordata; Amphibia; Anura; Bufonidae.